This is a messenger RNA of Pseudo-nitzschia multistriata, 533 nucleotides long. NCBI's taxonomy places the organism in Eukaryota, Bacillariophyta, Bacillariophyceae, Bacillariales, Bacillariaceae. The record is from the annotation of a GenBank genome assembly.
GUACGAUUUGUACUGGCUCCGGACCUGUCACGGCCUCAUUUGCCUUCCAACCUCGUAUUCAAAAGGGUUAUUAUUGGUACUUGAGGAAGCACUAUUGAAUACUUUGUUCGUUGCACAUUCGAAGAAUCAAAUCAAAAAUAAAUCAAACCUGAAACUUCCAACGUUUUCGUCCCCUUCCUACCAACUUUCGCUCMGUAGCCUCUACAAUGAUCUCAGUCCGGAGCAGCACAUACAAAUCCAUCCUCGUCCUCCUCGUGGCCUCAAUCAUGGAGGCAAUGUCCGUCUUACUCAAGAGCAACAACGAGACCAGUGCCGAACUCGACGUAACGGACAUUAUGGACGUCGACGGCUCCGAUGGCGAGAUUGAUGGUCUAGAGGCGAGCGGUGCCGCUGCCGCGUGGUCGUCCCUUGUUGUUCUUUUUACUUCGUUCAUGGGCGCAAGUUUUUUGGGUUCAUAAUGGAAAUGCUGCGAUAGSAUACGAUAGUACAGUGUAUGUCAACAUACGACACUAAAAUAAUACAAUAUUUUACCA